Messenger RNA from Dioscorea cayenensis subsp. rotundata (Guinea yam), 1282 nucleotides. RefSeq lists its product as uncharacterized. The transcript has 2 exons. The coding region runs from base 182 to 727 and encodes 181 amino acids. The record is from RefSeq and is a predicted model, not a curated record. NCBI's taxonomy places the organism in Eukaryota, Viridiplantae, Streptophyta, Magnoliopsida, Dioscoreales, Dioscoreaceae.
CCUAUUUCUCACUCAUUUCUCAUCCGAUUUACCUCAUUUUUUCACCGUUUUUCUUCAUUUUUCGUCCUCUACCCUUCUCUCCUCCAUCUAGCAACCUUAAUCUUGUGAUUUAUUCGGAGUUUCACUGUCUUUUUCACCGGAUCUCAUUGCCUAACAAUUUCAAGCCCUAGUUCAAGUAGGCAUGCUGAACAAACGUGUUGCAUCCAAGAGGCCGAGAUGUGACAUGGCACCUAUUGGGGAGCCAAACUUUGAUUGCCCGCAACAGAAGGCUCGUUAUGCAUGUUUGAAGACCAAACCUUUUGGAGUCAUGCACACAAUUGAAUGGAAUGAUCUCGAAGCCAUUGGUUUGGAUGAGGAGGCCUUGGGAUUAACUUCAUACGAUGGAUGGGACAAAGUGCUCUCCAUUAGCGAGCCAGCGUAUCGUGAGCUCACAUUGGAGGUCUUAAGCACCAUCGAGCUCAUUAGGCCAUCCAGGGUUUCAUUCCAAGCAUUUGGGGUACGGUGCACUCUUACAAAUACACAGUUGGGAUGUUUCUUGGGCCUCUAUAGUGAGGAAGUUGCACAAACCCCCACAUUUUGUGGCCUCCCCACUGAUUUCCCGUCCAAAGUGACUUACACAAAGUUUUGGAACAAUAUCUUGGGCCGGAGGACACAUGAGUCGAGGAAGGCUUCUCGGUUCCUCAACCCGGCACAUCGGUACAUUCAUGCCUUCUUACUACGGCAUUAGUGGCCGGAAUGAUAGUACAGGCGUCAUCACGCGUUCUGACUUACUCAUCUUGUACAGCAUCAUUCAGCACUACCCCAUUCACCUUGGACAUCUUUUCGUCGAGUUGUUUAUUCAUCAAGGUACCUUUGCCCGCCUCGGAGCUAUCUUUGCUAGCCCGUAUAUCACUCGUAUGAUUUGAGGCAUAGGUUUGGUCUAGCACACUCAGGGUAUGCAUAUUGUUGGAGGACCCACGCCUUUGGGGAUGACCACUAUGUUCACAAUGGGUUUGGUGGAGAAACAUAACGACACUUAUUCUCUGAUUCGCUACUCGGUCAUGGGUGAGCGCAUGCCUCCACCUAAGUCUGAGCCCGAGUAAGAGACUUCAAAACUCUUGCUUUACUUUACUUCCUCUCACCAGCCCUCAAUUCAAACAUAGCAUAAUAUAGUGUUUGGAUUCAAAAGUAGAAGAGAAAGUAAGAGGAGGGAAGAGGAGGGACAGUAAGGGAAAGGAAAGUAAGGGUUCAACCGUUGUUUGGAUAGACAAAUUUUAUGGAGGGAAAGGAAAUGAGAGUUUUU